UUCAUGUGACAAAGAAAACUUGGAAAUAAAACAUACUACAAGUUUUAAUUUUGAGAUAGCAAUUGAUAUCAAUCCACUUUCCGGAGAUCCAAAGACUAUUACUGAUAUUAUUAUUGAAGCAGUUCAAAAUGCAGAUGAAUAUAAAUGGAGGUAA
Molecule: messenger RNA, 154 nt
Organism: Funneliformis mosseae
Lineage: Eukaryota; Fungi; Glomeromycota; Glomeromycetes; Glomerales; Glomeraceae
Source: the annotation of a GenBank genome assembly